CGGGAAAACAUAGAAAUGAACUUGACAAAGCCGAUUGGCAACGUGACCAAGCUGAAUUAUUAUUUAUUUACUCAUUCACAUCGGAAGAUUAUCGGUAAUUGGCUUGGUGCCAGCUAUAUUCACAGAACGACUUAUAGUUAUAAAAUGUCCAAGUUCAUAGAAAUACCUGUACAGGCUGAAAAGCUGCUGAAGCUAACGCGUUCCACAGUAGUGCCAACAUUGAAUGCCACCGAUAGCGGCGUCAAUCAACGUCACAAAGGUCAAGCUGGACGUAUUGGUGUCAUCGGGGGUUCGCUGGAGUAUACGGGUGCACCAUAUUUCUCAGCCAUAAGCGCUAUGCGUGUAGGUGCCGACCUGGCUCAUGUAUUUUGCCAGCGAGAUGCAGCGGUUGUCAUUAAAUCUUACAGUCCAGAAUUAAUCGUACACCCUUUGCUAGAUGCAGAUGAUGCAGUGGAGCAAAUAACGCCGUGGAUGGAGCGCCUCCAUGUAUUGGUGAUUGGACCUGGACUAGGACGUGACCCAAAGAUACAAAAGACUGCUAUACGCCUUAUCAAACUAUGUAAAGAGCUUAACAAACCACUAGUCAUCGAUGCGGAUGGUUUAUUUAUACUCAAUGAAAAUAUCGAUUUAGUAAACGGAUUAUGUAACGUCAUCUUGACGCCAAACAAAGUCGAAUUUCGUCGUCUCUUCACUGAAGAUGUGGAGGUCAUGAAACACCGUAUGGCACAACUGGGAGAUGGUGUGAUUGUACUUGAAAAGGGACCGCACGAUAAGAUCUAUAUACCAAGCACAUCUGAAAUCUAUACUUUACCGGCUGGAGGUUCUGGACGUCGUUGUGGUGGUCAAGGGGAUUUACUAUGCGGCUCUAUUGCUACAUUUUUCCAUUGGGCUUUAGAAUCUAAUCAAGCAAAUGCCGCAUUUGUAGCUACGUUCGCCGCGUGUUAUUUGGUCAAGAAAUGCAAUGCUGCCGGUUAUCAAAAAUUGGGCCGCAGUAUGUUGGCUAGCGAUAUGCUUAAUGAGAUUCCAUCGGUAUUUCGGAAUAUCUUCGAAGAUCCGUAAUGAGUAUGAGAUUAGGUCUAUGAACACCCGUAGAUGUUUAUGAAAAGCGUUGAGCAAACACCUGUUGAUUGCAUUUUAUUGUUAUUUGUUUCCACUUCUUAUAUUAGUCCAAGUUUUAGAUAAGGAAUUAAUUACGUAAAUAAAGAGUCACUCUCACACAUGCGCGGUAUUGGAAGUGUGGUACAAGGCGGUACAUAACUAUACUAUGUACCGCCUUGUACCGUACUUCCAAUACCGCGUUUGUUUGAGUGUCCCUUAAAUAUUUAUAUCUUGAUUGGAUAUUUCCUAUGAAAGUAGUUGGCAAAGUAAAGAAGACAAUACUCGGAGGUAAUAAAAUGUAUCAUCCUAAAAACAUUACAUUUUUAUUUUUUAUCAUGAAAAUUUUUAUACAUAUACAUAUAUCUGUUUAAGAGAAUUGUAUAAUUUAAACCGAAAUAUGAAAUUAAUAUUUAACCUAUUAUUUAUAUGUUUUGCUAUAGGUCGCGUAAAACAUUACAAUUUUACUGCUUUAUUUACUUUUGCUUCUGUCGAUAUUUCGCCACAAAUAUUGAAAAAGCAAAAGUGUUAUACAUAUUUUAUUUAAUACUCGGCCUGGAGCCCAAAAAUAUAUUAUUAAAAUAUAAUAAACGGCCAAUAUCAAACAUAUGUAACUAUUUAUAUGUAUGCAUGUAUAAUGAAUUGCUAUUUCUCCUUAAUGUAGUUUAUUGACACAAAAAUUAUCAAUAUUCGUCCAAGGUGUAUUAAACAAGGUGUGAUUGACAACUCAGGUAGGCUCUUUUUUUUAAGGUACUAUUAUGCCAAGAAAUAUAAACAAGCGAUUCGAAAUUCAUACAAAAUUUUUUCAAUUAGACUAUAGGAUGGUUCUGAGAUCAAUGUCAAAUUCAAUCACACUUUGUUGAAUAGAUUUUGUAUUCGUCUAUCUAAAAGUCACAAAAUACAGCCCCUUAAUCGAAUUACAGCGUUAUAGAGCUAAAAUAAAUCUGGCAAA
Molecule: messenger RNA, 2047 nt
Organism: Rhagoletis zephyria (snowberry fruit fly)
Lineage: Eukaryota; Metazoa; Arthropoda; Insecta; Diptera; Tephritidae
Gene: Naxd
Product: NAD(P)HX dehydratase
Biological process (GO): metabolite repair
Molecular function (GO): ATP-dependent NAD(P)H-hydrate dehydratase activity
Source: RefSeq, a predicted model, not a curated record